AUGCGCAGCGACAUGAAGCUGUCACUGUGUUGGCUUUUCAUCGUGAUCGGUUUCGGGCUAACUAGCGCUGAAGUACGAGGAGCAAGUUAUAUCGAACGACUGGGCGUGAGUGAGGGUCGUAGAGGUUUCACCCUUCUAAGCUCCCGAAGAACGAUCAACUCGGGAUCUUUGCUUUGUACCAGCAGCGAAACGGAUAUCAAAAACACAAGUAAAUGUGACACAAGAACGGCGGAACACUCGUCGCUCGAUGACAUGAUGACUAGGACGCCCUAUUUGACACUGGCACUGAAAGUGCUGCUGAUGGUGAUACUCUGCUACACGCUGUGAUAAGAAUGCUUGUCAGAUACGCCGGUGGUUGUAUUUGUGAAUUGCUCUUCUACCCUAAUCAACCUUUGAUUAGAUUG
Messenger RNA from Anopheles moucheti, 404 nucleotides. RefSeq lists its product as uncharacterized. The transcript is spliced from 2 exons. The coding region runs from base 1 to 327 and encodes 108 amino acids. The record is from RefSeq and is a predicted model, not a curated record. NCBI's taxonomy places the organism in Eukaryota, Metazoa, Arthropoda, Insecta, Diptera, Culicidae.